Messenger RNA from Oppia nitens, 12142 nucleotides. RefSeq names its product transformation/transcription domain-associated protein-like (gene Nipped-A). Gene Ontology annotation, biological process: regulation of DNA-templated transcription; DNA repair. Gene Ontology annotation, molecular function: protein binding; transcription coregulator activity. Bases 247 to 12084 code for a protein of 3945 amino acids. The transcript is spliced from 13 exons. Gene Ontology annotation, cellular component: SAGA complex; nucleus; NuA4 histone acetyltransferase complex. The record is from RefSeq and is a predicted model, not a curated record. NCBI's taxonomy places the organism in Eukaryota, Metazoa, Arthropoda, Arachnida, Sarcoptiformes, Oppiidae.
AGUUGUGUUUAGUUUUGCGCAUAUAAUAUGAUUGAAUUUAAAGCAUUAAAUUUGAUAGUGGACUCAACUGCGGACACAACGAGUGGUCAAUCGGUGACAUCGACGGUAUAAGUCACGCGACCAGACGUAUGGGAUAUGUUUGCAGUGAUUAUCCCCCAAAAAAAUCGCCGCUAUUUUAAUCGCUUGUUAUAAACAUUUAAUUAAUUUUUAAUUAAUUUAAUUGUCAUCACAUCCCGUGCGGUGACAAUGGCUUCGGCGGUCAUCGAGAUGUCGGCCGACCAGUUGACACAAAUGAAUACCUAUCGGUCGUAUGUAUCGCUUCUGUUGGAUCCAAACGCCAGAGAAGAGAACAAACUGAAGGCCGUUCAAGAAUUGAGCGAAGACUUGGAGACAAUAGUGUCUUCACCACAAUAUCCUCAAUUCUUGGAUCACGCAAUGAAUGUAUUCAUCAAAUUACUACUGGAAGGCGAACCACAUUUUAUUGCCGAACAAAAUGGACAACAAUUGCGUAAACUAUUACUUGAAAUAAUCCAUAGAUUGCCGGUUAAUGAGGCGUUGAAGACACACCAGAAAAAUAUUACUUCACUUAUGUUCAAACUAUUAGAGAGUGAAAACGAAGAGAAURUAUUGGUCUGUCUGAGGAUUAUCAUUGAACUCCACAAACAAUAUCGACCGCCAUUUAGCGAUGAGAUCAAGAAUUUUCUGCAAUCAGUGAAAAAGAUUUAUCAGGAUUUGCCGUCUAAUUUGAAUAAGAUUUUUGAGCCAAAACCUGUCAUUAAAGUGUCGGAUAUGUCUGAACUAAACAUUGAUGCCCUACUAAGCGAGACAUUCACUAUAACAAACAUACAAACCGGUGUCAAUGCAGACAAUUCAGUUCAAUCAAUAAAUCUUAUUCCUAAAGCUAUUCUAUCGCUCAAAGUGUUGGCGGAAUUGCCUAUAAUAGUGGUGCUUAUGUAUCAACUUUAUAAAAACAAUGUCCACCAAGACGUGGCUGAGUUUAUACCAUUGAUAAUGUGUACCAUUUCAAUGCAACCACAACCACACCAAAGAAUGAAUCCCGCGUUCAAUAAAGAGGUUUAUGUGGACUUUAUGGCCGCACAAAUCAAGACAUUAUCGUUUUUAGCAUAUAUUGUCCGCAUAUAUCAGGAUCACGUAAAGGCUCAUUCAGCACAACUGGCUAAUGGAAUGUUAGGUUUAUUGACAUUCUGUCCCCAAGAAGUGGCACAUUUGAGAAAAGAGCUUCUCAUUGCUGCCCGACAUAUAUUGGCCACUGAAUUAAGAAUAAAUUUUGUCGGACAUAUCGAAAAAUUAUUUGAAGAAAAUGUUUUAAUUGGCAACGGAUGGACUGCUUAUGACUCGUUAAGACCACUGGCCUAUAGCACAGUCGCUGAUUUAGUUCAUCACAUAAGAAAUAUGUUACCACUGAAAGACUUGGCCGCUGCGGUCAAUGUAUUCUCAAAGAAUGUUCACGACGAGUCACUUCCGACAUCAAUUCAAACCAUGUCUUGCAAACUGUUACUCAAUUUAGUUGAAUGUAUUCGCAUUAAGUCGGAACAGGAGAAUACCAACGCCAGAGAACUACUCAUGAGAAUGCUUGAGGUGUUUGUUAUUAAAUUCAAAAACAUAGCGACACAACAACUACCGUCUCUUACAGCUAAAUCCAAACCAAAUAUUGUAACCACUAGUACUGGUGGUACUACACAAUCAUUGACAUCAUCCUUAAUUGAGACGAAUAAAUUUGAAGACGUAAAGUUUGCCAUAGGAUUUCCCUCUACUAUUGGAGAGGCGGCGAGUAAAGAGGAUAAACCAAAGUUUGGUUUCCCGACACCACCAGCUGUUAACUAUUCAGUAACUGAUUGUCGAAGUCUUGUUAAAACACUAGUUUGCGGCGUUAAGACCAUUACAUGGGGAAUACCAUCCAUUAAGUUUGCUAACGAACCUAUUCAACCAAACGCUCAAAAUAUCAGACAAUUUCAACCAAAAGAAAUAAUUGUUUUCAUACGACUGGUUAAGUAUGCAAUGCAAGCACUCGAUAUAUAUUCAUUGACCGGAACCACUACUCCCAGUACUGUUCCAAAUGCUGGCAUAAAUCAGCCAAAUAUGAGACCACCAGUUAUGCAAACCGUUCGAUCGAAAGAAGAAAAGGAAGUUUUGGAACACUUCGCCGGUGUCUUCACUACAAUGAGUCCGCAAACAUUUCACGAAGUUUUUUCGACUACCAUUGACUAUGUAGUCGAGCGAAUUAACUCGAAUUACGCUUUGCAAAUAGUGGCCAAUAGUUUUCUGGCCAAUCCUCAAACAUCGCCAAUAUUUGCUACAAUUCUUGUCGAAUAUUUAUUGGAAAGAAUGGAAGAGAUGGGAUCUAAUGUUGAAAAAUCUAAUCUUUAUUUGAAACUCUUUAAGCUUGUGUUUGGUUCAGUGUCACUGUUUGCCGCUGAAAAUGAACAGAUGCUUAAACCUCAUUUGCAUUCAAUUGUUAACCGAUCGAUGGAAUUGGCACUUACAGCCAAAGAACCAUAUAAUUACUUUCUACUACUCAGAGCAUUAUUUCGGUCAAUCGGUGGCGGUAGCCAUGACUUACUCUAUCAAGAAUUUUUGCCUUUACUUCCAAGUCUACUUCAGGGACUUAAUAGUCUUCAAAGCGGUCUUCAUAAGCAACAUAUGAAAGAUUUAUUUGUUGAACUUUGUUUAACAGUUCCAGUAAGACUCAGCAGUUUACUACCAUAUUUACCAAUGUUAAUGGACCCAUUAGUAUCAGCACUGAACGGAUCUCAAACGUUGGUCAGUCAAGGUUUACGAACACUUGAGCUCUGUGUCGAUAAUCUUCAGCCAGACUUUCUUUACGAACACAUACAACCCGUUAGGGCUGAACUUAUGCAAGCCUUAUGGCGAACACUUCGUAAUCCGGCUGACAAUAUAGCACAGGUAUCAUUCAGAGUGUUAGGCAAGUUUGGUGGCGGCAACAGAAAAAUGAUGACUGAACCACAAAAGUUAGAAUAUGUGGAAAAUAAAGAGAACUUCAAUACGAGUGGAUCAACUAUUAUUGUUCAAUAUCAAGAUCACCGAACGGCCAUUAAUUUACCGAUUGAUAGAGUCAUCGAAACGGCAUUUAAUGCGCUAAAGUCGUCGAGCACUGACCCGUUUUAUCGGAAACAGUGUUGGGAAGUCAUUAAAGGUUUUCUCGCCGCUCACAUCCAACAACAGGCCGAAGAAGAAAAAUAUCGUAUUCAACACUUUUUUAGUCAUCAAAGUUUCACUUUAUCGGACAUCACCCCAAUUCAGGGCCCGUUCUAUAAGUGUACGGAUAAUGAGUUAAGAAAAGUUCACGAAAUGGCACUGACGGGUAUGUUUGUGGCCGUUGCCAUCAAAGAAUUGCGACAAAUGGUACUUCCAUUUAUGGUAUCAGUUGUGCGACACUACACUUUAGUAGCCAUUAGUCAACAAUGCGGACCAAUCAAUUUGGGCGGACGUCAGCAUAGACUUCAAGGUAUGGAUCCAUUAGUUUUUAUUGACGCCGUGGCUGCUAUUAUGGGCCACGAAGAGAAGGAACUGUGUAAACCCGGUCAUUGGGCGCUCAUAUUUAUUUUGGAUACAGCCGUUGCUGUUCUCGGCAAUAAAGAGAGGGCCUGUCAGUUACCAUUAUGCGAGUAUUUAGUUGAACGUAUGUGCUCCCUGUGCUACGAUAGGGCCUGGUAUGCAAAAUUAGGUGGUUGUAUUGCCAUCAAGUUUUUGUUUGAAAAAAUGACACUCAAAUGGGUUUUCGCUCAUCAAUACGUUCUAUUGAAAGCACUGUUGUUUGUUAUGAUGGAUUUGACCGGUGAAGUAUCGUCCGGUGCCGUAGAUAUGGCCAAAUCAAAUCUUGAGAAAAUGUUGACUUAUUGUGGAACUCCCAUUCAAUCGGACGGUACAAAUACCGAUCUCAUUGAAGCCCAACGCAAAUCACUUCACGAAGUGACACAAGAAUUGGUUCGUCAGGUGACGUCACCGAAUACCUGUGUCAGAGAACAGGCCAUACAUUCUUUAAAAGUGUUGGCUAAAGUCAAUGAAAAAAAUGUUACGGAAAUAAUGGAACCGCAUAGAGACAUAUUGGCUGAUAUGAUACCACCGAAAAAGCAUCUCUUAAGACACCAACCGGUCAACGCACAGAUUGGUCUUAUGGAUGGCAACACAUUUUGUACAACACUUGAGCCACGAUUGUUCACUAUUGAUAUCAGUAUUCAAGAACACAAAGUAUUCUUCUCUGAACUGUUCCAAUUGUGCGACUUAGAGGACGCACAGCUUCUUAAAUAUCCCUGUUAUAAGAAUGUGACAAAUUUGGUGCCAUUGAGAAAGUCAGCGCUAAGAGCACUGUCUGCCUGUCAUUAUAUCAUACAAAUGAAAGAAAAAAUAUUUGCAGUACUUAUGAAAGCAUUGAACGCCAAAGACACUGAUUUACAGCGUACGGGCUUUGAAUGUAUGAAGAGUUUCAUCAGUCGUGUCCCUAUUGAACAAGAGAUUCUCACUCAGAAUCUGAGACCACAUUUAGUCACUUUGGGUGACUUCAGAGCUCUAAACUUGAAUGUCAUUCAAAAGAUUUCAUUUAUGACACAACUAUUUCCCCAUAUAUUCAAUGAGAAACUUUGUGACCAAAUGAUUGCCCAUUUGAAACAAUGGGCCGAAGCAGCCAUUCGUGCUCAACGAAGUGGCCAAAAGAAUGUCGAAGAAUUGAAAAUAUGCGCCGCUAUUAUUGGUCUCUUUCAUGAGAUAUCUUCGGCAAGUUCUAAAUUUGUGGAACAGCUAUUAAUUUGUGUUUUCAAAACCGAAAAAGCAAUUAUGAUUGAACCGGGAAGUAAACUUCGGGAACCAUUACGCAAAUUCUUGCAACGAUAUCCCGAACAGACCAUUGAUUUGUUAUUUAUUGAGCGCAAUAUGUAUGAAAACCAGAUCUUCAGAUUUGUUAAGUUUUUAUUGAAAGGCCCCGAAGGACUUUUAUUUAGACAGAUUGUCGGUCAGAAUUCAAACAAACUAAUAAAGAUGGCCAAAGCACCAGUAGUUAUACAGGAAAGAGUUCCGGUACCACCAUCACCACAGCCACAGCCGUCACCUCAACCAUCACAAUCACCUCAGGCCGGACCUGAAAGCGCUGCCACACCACCAGUGGCUGUAUCUCCAUCACCACAACAAACUAAAACCAUUAAUGUUACUUAUGGUCUGCAAUUUCAUGCCAUUUCUAUUACAACAAUUUUGGUCAAACAUGACGAACAAUGGUUGGCCGGACAGCGAGAACUUAUGAAUACUAUUAAACAAGUUUGGAGUAGCGAUGCUUUUCAUAAGAAAUAUGUUAACACUGAUUGUUCUGAUUAUGUCCAUUGGAAAGAACCGAAAUUAUUGGCCAAAUGUUUACUAAAUUAUUUCCAACAAAACCCCAGCGAUAUUGAACUAAUUUUCCAAUUGUUGAGGGCUUUUAUGGGCAGAUAUUUAUGUGAUUUUGAAUUUUUAAGAGAUUUCUUAGAGAAUACAGUCGCCAAUAAUUAUACUAUUGAAUGGAAGAGACAGGCAUUCUUCAAGUUUGUUGAAAUCUUUCACAAUAAGGCCUAUCCUCAGGAACUUAAGGCAAAAGUACUUCAAUAUAUUAUCGUUCCUGCCUUUAGCAUAUCAUUUGAGAGGGGAGAGGGCGAGAAACUGAUCGGAGGACCACCAGCUCCUGAACAUGACAAUCAUGACAACCUAAUCAGUGUUUUCAUCAAUCAGGUCAUCGAUCCGGAAAAUCCAUUCGGAAUGUCGGACUCGGUUCGCAUACUUUUACUUCAAUUUUCAUGUUUAUUAGUAGAACAGGCGUCACCUCAUAUUCAUGACGCGGCCAACAAACGGCAGGGAAAUAAGUUGCGCCGAUUGAUGACAUUUGCGUGGCCGUGUUUGUUGGCCAAAAAUUGUGUCGACCCGGCCACUAAAUAUCACGGACACUUACUAUUGGCCCAUAUUAUUGCCAAAUUUGCAAUUCACAAACGUAUUGUUCUUCAAGUGUUUCAUAGUUUACUUAAAGCAUAUGCUGUCGAAGCGCGUACUGUUGUCCGCCAGGCCUUAGAAAUACUGACGCCAGCAAUGCCUCAGCGUAUGGAAGACGGAAACAUUAUGUUAACUCAUUGGACCAAAAAGAUCAUCGUUGAAGAGGGACAUACAUUGGCCCAAUUGGUACAUAUGUUGCAGCUAUUGGUACGACACUACAAAGUGUAUUAUCCCGUUCGUCACCACCUCAUCCAACAUAUGGUAACAUCAGUACAACGUUUAGGAUUUACUCCGAACGCAACUAUUGAACACAAGAAAAUUGCCGUUGAUCUCGUGGAAGUCAUAAUUCGCUGGGAAUUUACUCGAAUACGCGAAGAACAAGACCAUCAAACAAGUGGUUCUCCGAUGGCAGUGGACAGUCCAUCAACGGCUGCUCAAAGAGCUCUACGACAGCCACCAUUACCAUCAGUACCGGGUAUUCGACCGAUGCCUGCCGACAGCAAUAAGCCUAUCGAGAAAAUACAUUCCGACGCUGUCGUAAACUUUUUACUUCGACUGGCCUGUCAUGUGAACGAAACUUCUACUACAGUCGGUUCCAAUGGUGAACUCUUAUCUCGUCGAUGUGUUUCACUUUUGAAGAAUGCUCUCAAACCAGAAGUUUGGCCCAACGCUGACCUAAGACUUCAGUGGUUCGACAAACUAUUAGCGACUGUAGAACAACAACAACCAAAUUAUGGAAAUAUCUGUACAGCACUUGAAUUGUUAUGCUUUUUGUUAACUAUUCUUCGCAAAGAAGCUGUUUUGACAAGUUUUAAGCCAUUGCAGAGAGGAAUCGCUUUGUGUAUGACUUGUAAUAAUUCAAAAGUCAUACGUUCCGUACAUAAUCUAUUGUCGCGCUUAAUGAAUAUGUUUCCGCCGGAACCGACCACUUCAACAGUUGCCUCGAGACACGAUGAGUUGGACUCAUUGUAUCAAUCAGUGAACAAAAUAAUUCACGACGGACUCAAUAAUUAUGAAAAAAGUACUAACGCUUCUCCAUCGACACUGUUUAGUACAUUAAUGAUACUGAAAGCUGCCUGUCUUAACAAUCCCUGUUAUAUCGAUCGACUAAUUACACCAUUUAUGCGUGUCCUGCAAAAGAUGUCCCGCGACCACAUUCAACCACCGAACCCGACCGAACUCAACACACCGAUGGGCACCGAAUUGCUUAUAUUGAGUCUCGAUUUGGUUAAGAAUCGUAUUGGAGUUAUGGGUCAAGAAAUGAGAAAAUCAUUUAUUCAGAACAUACUCGUCAGCCUUAUUGAGAAAUCCAGUGAUUCUAAAGUUAUGAAAGCUAUUACCAAAAUGGUUGAGGACUGGGUUAAGAAUAAGGGCCCGUUUGGUGCAAAUCAGGCACCAAUACUAAGAGAAAAGGCUAUACUUUUGGUGCGAAUGAUGCAAAAUAUUGAAAAAAGAUUUCCCGAUGAUCUCGAACUGAACGCACUGUUUCUCGAACUAAUCAAUUAUGUAUACAGAGAGGAAAGUCUCAAAAAUAGUGAUCUGACGCCUAAACUGGAACCGGCAUUCAUGGCUGGUCUUCGCUGUGUUCAACCCCAUAUUAGGGCCAAAUUUUUUGAAGUUUAUAACGCAUCCAUGAGAUCCAGACUUCACGAACGGCUAAUGUAUAUCGUUUGCUCUCAAAAUUGGGAGACUAUUGGACAACAUUUUUGGAUCAAACAAUGCCUCGAACUACUGAUGGUUACAGCAGUAUCAUCGAUGUCAAUACAAUCAGCCAAUCCAUCAGCAAUGUUACCAUCGGUGAUGUCUGUUAUAAGUUUAGGCGACUCGCAUGAAAAAGCCUCGUUUGCCAAUCUAUCACAAGAACCUAUAGAAAUGGAUGUCUCUCCGCCUGAUAAAGAGGACGAAGAUAUGGUCGAUAUCGAACUUAAUGGUAGCGAAGAAGCRCGUGGAUCAGCACUUAAUGAUCCGCUAACUACUAGUGUAUUGGCCGCUGGCGGUGUACGCCGUCCAUCCACUCCAUUAGAUCCGAAACAACAUUUACAAUCAAUUUUGUUGAGACAAACAAAAUUUUUGGACAGUUUACGUGAAACUCGUGUCUAUGCAUUCCUAAUGUCAAUGUCACAACUGUGUCAUAUGGAUACACCACUCGCACAACACAUUUGGAUUCAACUGUUUCCGCGAACUUUUAAAAUAUUAAGCGAAAGGCAACAAAAUUUACUGACACUCGAAAUUGUACCGUUUCUGUGCUCCGGUAGUCAUGUAGUCCAAAAAGACAACCACCCCAGUGCUAUUGGAACCUUUAUGGAAGCCGUAGCUCUUUGCUCUCCAGCCAUAACAAUCAGACCCUGUUUGCUCAGGUAUUUGGGAAAAUCGCAUAAUCUAUGGCAUAGAGCAGCACUGCUUCUGGAGAAUGCUUUCGAUAAGGCCGGUGCUCUGAAUGCGUUGAAUGCACAGACACCACAACCAAAGAUAACUCGAGCCACAAAUAAUGCCGAAUAUGACGAAUCCAUWUCAGUGCCCGCAUUGACACAAACACAAGAAGCGUUAGACUCUUUGGCUGAUAUUUAUGAGCUCUUGAAAGAAGAAGAUCUUUGGUCUGGACUUUGGCAGAAAAGAGCUAAAUAUAGUGAAACAUUAAUUGCGAUAUCUUUUGAACAACAGGGAUAUUUCGAGCAAAGUCAGGGCGCAUAUGAAUUAGCUAUGACUAAAGCGCGCAAUGAUUACAAUACAACAGCGGCUCCCGUCUCACUUCAAGGAGAGUACCGUCUUUGGGAAAGACAUUGGAUUCGCUGCUCCAAAGAACUCAAUCAAUGGGAUCUGCUUUUAGACUACGGAAACUCAAAGGGUUGUGCCAAUCCUUUGCUUGUAUUGGAGAGCGCUUGGAGAGUACCGAAUUGGCCACUGAUGAAAGACUCUCUGUUUCAAGUUGAAGCCAACUGUCCCAAAGAGAUGACUUGGAAAGUGGCUCUUUAUAAAGGAUAUAAUGCUAUUUGUAAUUCUGAAGAUCAUAGUUUGGCAACAGUUGACAAAAUGGUUGAUUUGUCGACAACAAUGUGUAUUAAAGAGUGGCGUCGUUUGCCACAUAUCGUCUCUCAGGUACACAUUGUUCUCCUACAGGCAGCCCAACAGAUAAUGGAGUUGCAAGAAGCCGGACAAAUACAUCAGGGAUUGCUUCCCAAUAACUUAGGUCGCAGUACUAGUCUUCAUGACAUGAAAGCUAUUGUUAAGACGUGGCGCAAUCGACUUCCAGUGCUCGCUGAUGAUCUGAACCAUUGGUCCGACAUAUUUACGUGGAGACAACAUCACUAUCAAGCGAUUGUCACACAUUACGACACCAAUAAUAGUAUUACAAACGCUGUCAACGCUACGGCUCAGGCGGUGACCAAUGCUUUGAAUGUCAGUCCUCAGAGCGAUCAACAGGCUUCACAAGCGAUGCUUGGAGUGCACGCCUCGGCCCAGUCUAUCAUACAUUACGGAAAAAUAGCCCGAAAACACAAUUUAAUUAGCGUUUGUCUCGAUUCACUCAAUAGGAUACAUACCAUUCCGUCCGUUCCCAUAGUAGACUGUUUUCAAAAAAUCAGACAACAAGUGAAAUGUUACUUACAAUUAUCUAAUACAAUGGGCAAGAAUGAGCUCCAGGAGGGCCUAGAAGUGAUAGAAUCAACAAAUUUGAAGUAUUUCGCCAAAGAGAUGACCGCAGAAUUCUAUGCACUCAAAGGUAUGUUUUUAGCACAAAUUGGUAGAUCAGAUGAGGCGAACAAAGCGUUUAGCGCUGCCGCACAACUUCACGACACACUUGUCAAAGCGUGGGCUCUUUGGGGCGAUUAUCUCGAUUCGAUGUUUACGCGCGACCGAUGGGACAGUCGWCAAAUGGAUAUCGGAGUGUCGGCUCUAACUUGUUAUCUUCACGCGUGUCGUCACCAAAACGAGAGCAAAGCGCGCAAAUACUUGGCUAAAGUGUUGUGGCUCUUGUGUUACGACGACGAAAAGUUCUCGUUGGCCGAAGCCGUUGACAAAUACAAUAUCGGUGUUCCGCCAAACAGUUGGCUGCCGUGGAUUCCACAGCUGAUGACAUGUCUGGUCAGAAAUGAGGGCAAACUUAUUAUGAAUAUUGUUUCACAAGUCGGCCGAGUAUUUCCACAAGCGGUCUAUUUUCCCAUCAGAACUCUAUAUCUAACCCUCAAAAUGGAACAAAGAGAGAAACUUAAGACAUUAGCUUUGAUUGCCGCCCAAAACGCUGCGGCAGCCGCUUCUACAUCAACGACACAAAUUAACAAACCACCCGUUUCUAUGCCUUCUACUCCAACAACUGCUGAUACGCCAACUAAUGAAGGACUAAAACAAUUACAACCACAACAACAACAACCACAACCAACAGUUCCUGAUCCGCAAUAUAGAGCAACUCAACCCAUGUGGAGAUGCUCUCGUAUAAUGCAUAUGCAACGAGAUCUGCACCCAACCAUACUAUCAUCACUAGAAGGAAUAGUUGAUCAAAUGGUUUGGUUUCGCGAGAAUUGGUAUGAAGAGGUUUUACGACAGUUACGUCAAGCACUGGCCAAAUGUUAUGCCGUGGCGUUUGAUUGUAGGAACAAUGUGGCUGAAGCUUCGGUUACACCAAAUACACUAAACUUUGUGAAGAAACUCGUGUCAACGUUUGGUAUUGGCAUAGAAAACGUGUCCAGUUCUCAGUCGGCACCCAAUACUACGGCCGUUUCAGAAUCACUGGCAAAGAGAGCUCAGGCGACACAACAGGACCCGGUUUUCCAAAAAAUGAAGGGACAGUUUACCACUGAUUUCGAUUUCAAUUCUCCGGGAUCUAUGAAAUUACAUAACUUAAUCACCAAACUUAAGAAAUGGAUCAAAAUAUUAGAAGCAAAAACCAAAUUAUUGCCAAAAUCGAUGUUAAUCGAAGAAAAAUGUAAAAUAUUGAGUAAUUUUUCACAACAAACGGCUGAUGUGGAACUUCCCGGAGAGUUUCUGUUACCAAAACAAAGCAAUUAUUACGUUCGAAUCGCCCGAUUUAUGCCCAGAGUUGAGAUCGUCAGCAAACAUAAUACCGCUGCCCGAAGAUUAUAUAUUCGCGGACACAACGGAAAGAUAUAUCCGUAUCUUGUUGUCAACGACUCGUGUCUUAGCGAUGCUCGACGUGAGGAACGUGUGCUUCAAUUACAGAGAUUGCUUAACCAUUAUUUGGGAAAACAAAAAGAAACCGCCAAACGAUUCCUGCAUUUCACGGUUCCCCGAGUGGUUGCCGUUAGUCCACAGAUGCGGUUAGUCGAAGAUAACAACAGUUCAAUCUCGUUGUUAGACAUCUAUAAACAGAGAAACGCUAAGCGAAAUAUAGAACCCGACGCACCCAUCGCUAAGUUUUAUGACCGACUGGCCAGCGUUCAGGCCCGAGGAUCGGCUGCUAGUCAUCAAGUGUUACGUGAUAUUCUCAAAGACAUUCAGACAAAUAUGGUACCAAACAAUUUAAUUAAAGAGUGGGCCAUUCAGACUUUCCCGUCGGCUACCGAUUGGUGGACCUUUAGAAAACAGUUUACACUCCAACUGGCUUUGGCUUCAUUUGCCGAAUAUGUUCUGCAUUUGACUCGACUUAAUCCAGAUAUGAUGUACAUUCAUCAGGACAGUGGGCUCAUGAAUAUAGCUUACUAUCGAUUCGACAUCGACGACAGCACUGGCGAAUUGGACGGCAAUAGACCGGUUCCAUUCAGACUAACUCAUAAUAUAUCAGAAUUGAUAUCAUGGAUCGGAAUGUCGGGUCCAUUGACCGCUUCAAUGAUAGCAUCGGCCCGUUGUCUAGUAAUGCCUAACUUUAAAGUUCAAUCUAUAUUGCGAGCCAUACUCAGGGAUGAGAUAAUGAUGUGGCAUAAAAAGACACAAGAAGAUGUGACGGCAUCGAACCCGUCGGGAGAGAUGGUAGUGGACGGCGAGAUACUUAUCAAUGGUGUCAACAAAGCGGUCACUGCUAUUAUGUCACGACUUCAAAAUUUAACAGUAUUCGAGGGCACCGAAAGCAAAGUGGCCACUCUGGUAGCGGCCGCUAACUCGCACGACAAUCUGUGCCGUAUGGACCCCGCGUGGCACCCGUGGCUCUAAAAAUUGCAUGCAUUAACUAUUUUUUCAAAACAAUUACAAUAAUUGUAUUAUAAUCAUC